AUCCCAUUCACUCCCCGUCCACCUCUCUCACGAUCCCCUCAUUCCCCCCACUCAACCCGCCCUCCGUCACACUCCCGAAUUCACUCAGGAACAAACAAAUCAUCAGCCUGGGCUGGGCCCCAGUAUACCAAGAUCAUGGACACCCCUCCGCCUCCGGCGCUCGAAAUCUCCCCGCCCCUCCUCAACUCCGCCAACCCCUGGUGCACCACCUUUGAGGACCUCGACCGCCUGCACGCCUCCCCCCACACCGGCGCCAUCACGACCCGCACCUCCAUGCUCGGCGGCUUCGCGCACGACGACGCCUCCAACCAGUACGCCUUCUUCAACCCCUCCACCGCCGAGCCCUCCCGGGCGCCCAACGCCUCGACGCAGCGGUCCCCGCCGGGCAUCGGCGCGGGCGACGUCGCCUCCCUCAACAACCUGGGCUACUCCCCGCACCCGCUCGGGACCUACCUCGACUUCGUCGGCCGGCUGCCGGACCGCGAGGUCGAGGGCCACCGCAAGCUCGUCAUCGUCUCCGUCACCGGCUCCCCGGCCGAGGUCGCCGAGUGCUACCGCCUCAUCGCCAGCUUCUCCCGCACCACGCCUCACCCACUCGCCAUGGAAGUGAACCUCUCGUGCCCCAACAUCGCCGCCGCCUCGCCGCCGGCCUCGGACCGCGCUCAGCUGCUGGCCUACCUCGCCGCCCUGCCACGAAACCCGGAGAUCCCCGUCGGCCUGAAGACGCCGCCGUACACCCACAUCGCCCACUUCGCGGAGCUCAUCGGCGCGCUCCGCCAGGACGCCACUGUCGUUUCGCCCACGUCGAUGCUCGAGGUGCCGAGCAGGAUCAGCUUCAUCACCGCCGUGAACACGCUCGGCUCGUGCCUGCUGCUCGAGGGCGCCAGGGACGGGGAGUGGAGCCCGCGGCUGCCCGGGUCGGGCCUGGGCGGGAUGGCCGGGGCGCCGCUGCACCCGCUGGCGCUGGGGAACGUCAAGACCAUCACGGAUCUAUUGUCGCGGGAGCCUGAGCUGUUGCACAUCAAGGUCAUCGGCGUCGGCGGCGUAUCGGACGCGGACGGGUUCAGGCGGAUGAAGAGCGUCGGCGCGUACGCCGUAGGGGUUGGCACGGCUUUGGGAAGGGAGGGGGUCGAGGUGUUUGAGAAGAUUGCGUCUCAGUUACACAAGUAAGGACGGCAGGCCUGGCUUGUCAACACAAAUUCAGCUUGAGAUAUCACAGGCCGAUGUAAUGGAUA
Colletotrichum navitas is the source of this 1235-nucleotide messenger RNA. Its product is annotated as dihydroorotate dehydrogenase. Lineage: Eukaryota; Fungi; Ascomycota; Sordariomycetes; Glomerellales; Glomerellaceae. Gene Ontology annotation, molecular function: dihydroorotate dehydrogenase activity. Gene Ontology annotation, cellular component: cytoplasm. Gene Ontology annotation, biological process: pyrimidine nucleotide biosynthetic process; 'de novo' pyrimidine nucleobase biosynthetic process. The record is from RefSeq and is a predicted model, not a curated record. The transcript has a single exon. Bases 136 to 1170 code for a protein of 344 amino acids.